Molecule: messenger RNA, 1892 nt
Organism: Brassica napus (rape)
Lineage: Eukaryota; Viridiplantae; Streptophyta; Magnoliopsida; Brassicales; Brassicaceae
Exons: 2
Coding region: 599-1705 (368 amino acids)
Molecular function (GO): nucleic acid binding; zinc ion binding
Source: RefSeq, a predicted model, not a curated record
UUCACUCGUUUUGUUAUUCAUGGGUACCCGUUGACUCGUUUGUUUUUAUUUUCUGCUGCGUUUAUCUUUAAGGACUUUAGUCGAGUUCCCGACUUUGUAAAGUAAAUAAAAUUAUGUUUGUUUUAAUAAAAUCCCCGUAGAACGCUGAUAUUUGAGUUUAGUCCGGACUUAACACAACUCUUGACCGAGGUACAGGUUGGCAAGCCUUAGGCCGAGGUUGAGAGGGACGGUACAGUGGUCGGACUGGUCGAGACUUUGAAUUUGUUUUGAAGUCUUAGCUGGUACGACUGCGGUAUUGUCAACCCUUGUAACGCUUCCGGGACGUUCCGGGUUGGUCCGGCCUAGGACGGUCCGGGGGUGUUACAAAUGGUGGUAUCAGAGCAAUGGUUGAGAUACCAUUACUUUCGUUUGCGGGUUUUCAUAUGUUUUAUCGAGUCAAAAGGAGUCGCAAACAACAUCAUUAGGGAACUGGCACGUCCUCUGCUUAGGAUUAGGAUUAGGUAUGUUAGAUCAGUUUUUGGGAAUUUAGGACCUUACCCUUUUACCUUGUGUUGUAGUUUCUGGUGCAGGCAGUCGACAGGUUGGGAGUAGAUCGAGGAUGAGGAAUGUGGUACGGUUACGGAGGGUUGGACAAGUGUCUGGAGCAGCCGGUUAUGAUGGAUCAAGUGAGUCAAGCUCAUCCAGCGAGUCAGCAUCUGAUUCUAACUUUGAAGAUGAGAAUGUGGUCGAGAGCACCGAGAGUUCACAUGAGACUGGGUCAUCUGAAUUUGAAGAAGCUGAAGUACUUGAAGAAGUUGAAGAAGAAUCUGAUCACCUGGAAGGCAUGAACUUUUUCGCAGGAACGGGAGCAAUUCCGCAAGCAUCCGACUCAUUCAACUACCAGUAUGGUUAUGGCAAUGAGUAUUGGGAAGCAAUGGACAUCAGCUCGUCCGACGUGGAGAUCAUUAAACCACCAGCGCCAGAAGUUAUUGAGAUCUCAUCAGACAGCACAGUCGCCGUCAACAUCAUUGACAUCAGUUCUCGUGAAAGCAGUCUGUGGAUUUCGAUGCCAGCUUGGAGUCCAGCAUUUUCACUUGGAGGAUCUCUUGAUUACAGUUUGGAGAGCAUCGGACAAUCUUUUGAUCCAUACAAUGAGUAUCACUACUCACCAAUGCCAAUGGAGUCACCGCCAGCAAAUCCUAAAGUCGGAACUGGAGCAAGGGAAGUAGACAUGGAAGUUCAACCAGAGAUCGUAAGAGAUGUUCAGAUGAUGGAGAGUACUCAGAAUGGAAGGACCAGACCAAAUGGAGCUCUAGGUGGACAAGUGGAAAAAGGAAGUACCAGUAGAAGACCAGCAUCAAAUGUUCAAGACUCUCGCAACAUUCCAACCGAAGAAGAAUGCAAUGUGUGUGGAGCGGAUGAUCAUCAUACUCGGGCUUGCACAAGGAUUAGGAGUCAGCCAGACUUGAGCGCAUAUCUGAUUUGCAGCUCAUGUGAGACGCGUGGACACUUCAUCGCAGAUUGUCCAAUGACCAACGUGACCAUAGCCGUACCCAUCUCCGUUGUUCCUCCUACCAGCCUGCUCGAUCAGCCUCAUCUACAACAGGAGGAUCAAACCUUAGAGACCUUGACCUUACUAGGAGUCCUGAUUGGGGUUCUCGUGGCGGCUAAGGUAACCUUAGGGGAUUGGGCGUUUGCAGGGUGCGGAGGACGAGGCCACGCGUAGAUUUCCGUUGUUGUUUGCAAGGCGCAAGAUGUUGAUGUUUUCACUCGUUUUGUUUUUCAUGGGUACCCGUUGACUCGUUUGUUUUUAUUUUCUGCUGCGUUUAUCUUUAAGGACUUUAGUCGAGUUCCCGACUUUGUAAAAUAAAUAAAAUUAUGUUUGAUUUAAUAAAAUCCCCGUAGAACGCUGA